This is a messenger RNA of Recurvomyces mirabilis, 3594 nucleotides long. RefSeq lists its product as uncharacterized. Gene Ontology annotation, molecular function: ubiquitin protein ligase binding; protein-macromolecule adaptor activity. NCBI's taxonomy places the organism in Eukaryota, Fungi, Ascomycota, Dothideomycetes, Mycosphaerellales, Teratosphaeriaceae. The coding region runs from base 1 to 3594 and encodes 1197 amino acids. Gene Ontology annotation, biological process: ubiquitin-dependent endocytosis. Gene Ontology annotation, cellular component: plasma membrane; cytoplasm; cytosol. The record is from RefSeq and is a predicted model, not a curated record. The transcript is spliced from 3 exons.
AUGGUACCUACGCCGCGAGGCACCUACACCUCUAGCAGCGGCCGCAACAAACCCACCCUCGAGAUCAUUCCGGACACUCGCUUCAUAGUAUUCAAUGGCGGCGAGCAUGAAGCUCAGAACGUCAAGCUCACCGGCGUCGUGCGAUUCACCGCGCCAGAAGCCAUGAGUAUACUGAAGCCCAAGGUUCGAUUAGAAGGCAAGCGAAAGAUCAGCUGGUGGUUCAUGGGUGGGCUGUCCGCGGGUGAGGUGACGGAUAAGAGGAUCUUCUGGAAUCAGGAACAGAAACUGGGAAUUGAGACGUCGCACAAAGUCAAGGCGGGACCUAUAGAGUGGCCUUUCGAGUUCGAGCUGACGCCAUCAAUGCCGGAGAGUGUAGAAGGGUUGAGUGAGACUUAUAUCGUCUAUCAUUUGCACGCGAGUGUGGCACGACCGGGGUGGAACUCCAAGGACGUCCUGGCGCAAUCGCAUUUGAGGAUCGUGAGGACACUGGGCCAAGAUUCCAUGGAGAUGACGAGGUCGAGAGUCAAUGCUGAUAUCUGGUCCAACAAAAUCUCGUACAGCAUCUCGAUACCUACGGACGCGAUUGUGUUUGGAACAUCGAUCACUGCGGACGUAGAGCUCACACCCAUCAAGAAGGGUAUAAGAUUAGGGAAGAUUGAAUUGCGGUUGGUGGAGACUGUCGUCAAGAGGAUCCAGGCUAGUGAAGUACCGGACAUUCGAGGCGAUAGGACAAAAUCAGAAGAAAGUGAGGUCGCGAAGCAGGACAUGGAGUUUCCAGAGCAUUCGCGGGUGAUUUACGAGGACGAGACCACAGAGAACCCUUCGAUGGCGGACGAGAUGUAUCGAUUCAAGGCGACGCUGCCAUUACCCAAAUCUCUGCACAACUGCCGGCAAGAUGUGGACUCCCAUCAAAUCAAUGUCACCCAUCGAUUCAAGCUCAUGGUCAACAUACACAACCCGGAAGGCCAUGUUUCACAACUAGUGUGCCGACUACCUGUCAAGCUGUUCAUUUCGCCAAAUCUGCCUGUUGACGAGAGCAACGCGGUUUGUGGUACGAUGAAUCGUGUGUCGGAUGCGGAGCUCAAUGACAACGAGACGACGCUCACUGCGCCUCCCGAGUAUGGCCGACAUCAACUGGACCAGAUGUACAGUGAUAUCGAUCCUGCUGGAUACAUGAGCAGAGCCGGUAGUGCGCCCGGCACACCCCACGGACUCUACGCGCAAAGUCGAAGAGGAUCGCACGAGAACUUGGCGUCACUGAACGGAUUGGCUAAUGGUAUGUCGAACGGCGAUGCCACUCCUCCCGGUCAGCACGGCAGUGCAACACCAUCAAUACUUCAUUCUCGACUCGCGGAUCUACAAGAAAAUGGACACAGCGUGACAGCGCAAACGCCAGGCGUACGAUUCGCGCACAGCACAUCAGGAGGCGGCUCACCCGCGCCAGGCUUCGCUCGCGAUCGUUCACCUGAACGAGACCAUUCAGGUCGAGGCUCCUAUUUUGCAUCAGCAGGCGACUCCGCUCCUACAAGUGUGCCCCUAUCACGACGGACAUCAGACGAACACGACACAGACAAUGUUCACGAAGCCGACUACGAUAUCAGUACCCUCUCUCGCGUUCCCUCAUAUGGUGCAGCACUAAGAGCACCUGGCUCCAUCACCCCCUUUACAGAUGGCCCACCAAGCUACGUGGAUGCGACAAGUAGACCUCCUAGUCCGGGUUUGCAGCGACCAGGUCCGGCGCAUGUGCGGUACAAUGGUACCGAUUCGCCUACCAUGAGCACCAUCAGCGAGGCGAAUAUCUCGAGAAGUCUGGCGAGUCUUGCUAUGGCGACGCCGCCGAGGGUUCUUGACAGGCCUGACCUUGGGCGCAAUGGCAAUGGGUAUGGCUUGAUCACAGUGGAUGGGUGCCAUCUGAGAUAUAUCGCCUUGUGUAAUCGUUGGCGCAAGGAGGAUGGCAGACAGCGAGGUCAAAGAGCAGCAGGCGGAGACGAUCUAGGGCGACACCUUGACCUGUAUAUCAAACCACGGAACCCGAAGCCCGCCGACGGAGUGCACGAUGUGGUCGAGAUCAAGAAGAUGCGGUCAGGGAUUACGCGACGGCAGGCUAAGACGAGUCUCAAGACGGGCGCGAAUGUGGACGUGGGUGGGUGGAGAGGGGAGAGCGUUGACAGUACGCCCACGAGCGCGUCUGCAUCACACCAACCCCAUGCGGGAGAGAGCAGGGUCACGGACGAGAGUCCUGUCGAGUCACCUAUCCCUUUGAAAGGGCGCGAAGGAAUGAAGACAUCUGUCAAUACAGCGAACUGGCAAGCUACCGGCGUCAUCAACAAUCUGCCUCCACGGGCUGCUUCGCGAGAGCACGCAUCUUCUGGUCAGGCACAGCGUAUUUAUGAUAUGCGCCACGAUGCGGCCGGGAUCAAGACGCCGCGUCCGCAUCCCGAGGAUGAGAAUUGGAAGCUCCACGAGGAUGCCGAAGUGGGACGAGCUGCCGAGUUGGCACUGCGUGAAGUGCUCGGAAGUCUGGAAGCUGCGAAGCGGAAAUCUGAGUCGCCACACUUGUUCGACGAUGUCGACUUCUUCUCGCUUACAUUUCCCGGGCUUGUGCUUGCUAUACUGCCUUCGCCGGGCACCUUGUUCAGCCCUUUGCCAUUUCCUAGUGGCGACGCAUGGGCUCUAACUCCACCUGGCCAAAGACAAUACGAGACGCUAAACCGCCUUGUGAACGUCCGCAUGCGCGAGCAGAAGCAGCAACGCCCCAAUGACCACAAUGAGUCCACUGCUUUCAGGCACUUGGCGCACGCUUCUGGAGCCUAUGAGCACUGGCAAACGAUGUCAGAGGAAGAAAAGGCGGGAACGUGGACGCUCGAGGUAAUGCGCGCGUACGUGACUGCCGAGCAGAGGAGCCAGCAGUCGAAAGAUGAGCUUGAGGCUGCACAGAUUCGGAUACGACAUCUUGAAGCCGAGUACGAUCGUCUGUCGAGGUGUCAACUACCACGCGAGCUCUUGACACAGCCUACAAAGACUAUGCCAGCGCCCGAAGCGGUCAUGCGAGAAUUGAGUAGGCCGGAAAACAGAACCGCUGCUGCUGAAGCUGAGUACGAUGUCGAUUCGCUGUUAGACAAGUGGCGAGCCACGAUACGGGCGCACGCCCGUAGUCAUCGGCAGCCUCAUGCAGAACUGCCGGGACUGAAAGACUCGCAUGGCCAAAAUACAAAGACUAUGCGAUCAGACUUCAUCAUGCAAGGGUCCGUGUUCGGCGUCAAUGGUGCAAUGCCUAGAGGGCCUGACAUGCAUGCUACAGUCCGCGCCCCAACUACCUACGACUAUGAGACACCUCCUCAACCUGGCGCUAUCAUGGAAGCCGAAGACGAUACCGCCGCUGAGCAUAGCCAGCAAGAAUCUUUGGAAAGGGCCAACGGUGGGAGUAUCACAGGUUAUAAUGAUUGUAAUGCUGCUCUCGUGCUACAGAGUCGCGCUACCGGGGAUAGAGUCAUGAACGCAAAUGGCAAGCGGCCGCAUAUAUCUGCUUCGCAAGGCGGGAGAGUCGAAGGUCCUAAGAUCUAUAGGGAGCAGUGGAGUGACCAGGUCCGAUAA